UCCCACCAGCGGGGCACACGCGGCCCAGCCUGAGCCCAGCAGUGCCGGGAGAGCAGAGAGAAAACCUCCCUUGUUCUCCUGCCCCUCCUGAUCUCCAGGCUGCUGACCCUGGGGGUGCCAGGGAGGCCCGGUGGACACUCUGGAGCACUGAGCCGGGCCCUCUCCUGGGGAGCUGGCCCUGCACUAACUGUGGACUAGGGAGUGGGAAGAGGGAGUGAGAAGAAAAGAAGGAAACGUGGACAGAAAGAAACUUCCUUUGGAAACCAGCUUGGCUCCCCAGAAGCGGCCCCAGGAAGAGAUGCUGACUCGACCUCUGUCCCAGUGAAUUUGUCUGCUCUCAGCAAGUUAGGUGUGAAAAGGGCUCAGCCUAGGACUCUCUGUUCAUCCGAAACAGAGUCCCCAUAUUUUUUCCUGGAGCACAGACUGAUUGCUCAUGGCUCUGCCUCUCUCACGGCCUGCCUUCUUCGAGCCCUAUCUCAUCCCUCUGUUUCCUAGCACAAUGGUCCCCCUCUGAUUGCGUAGCCUGUAGAUUUGGAAAGUUCCUGAGGACAGGAAAGUUCUUUGGUGACCCUCAAUUAGUGUCUUUGGACCAUGGAGCAACCCCAGCCUGAGCAUCCAGCUGCUGGACAGGCCGAACCUACAGAGGGAGUGAAAACUGCCACCCAGGAAGACCCCUCAAAUCCUGGCGAUGUCCCUCAGGAGAAGGACCCUGUGGAGGCCGAUGGGGCACCAGACAGCACGGGAAAACAGGGGCCAGAAAACCCAACUUCACUGCCUGCCCAGAGCCCCAAGAAUCUCGAAUCCCCUCCUGCCAGUGCUAACUCAGACCCAGCGGGACUGUCCCAGGGGUCGAGGCCAGAGGUGGAGAUGGUGGGGGCGAGUUCCAGCACCCCAGAGCUUCCUCAGUCCCCCAGAACUCGACAGCCUGAACUGGAUUUCUAUUGUGUGAAGUGGAUCCCUUGGAAGGGAGCUCGGACGCCUAUCAUCACCCAGAACGCCAACGGGCCUUGCCCUCUCCUGGCCAUCAUGAACAUCCUCUUUCUCCAGUGGAAGGUAAAGCUGCCCCUGCAGAAGGAAGUGAUCACAGCUGACGAACUCAUGGCCCACCUCGGAGACUGUCUUCUGUCGAUUAAGCCACAAGAGAAGUCAGAGGGACUUCAACUUAAUUUUCAGCAGAAUGUGGACGACGCGGUGUCCGUGCUGCCUAAGCUCGCCACAGGUCUAGACGUCAAUGUGAGAUUCACAGGCGUGUCCGAUUUUGAAUACACGCCCGAAUGCAGCAUCUUCGACCUGCUAGGCAUCCCCCUGUACCACGGCUGGCUGGUGGAUCCGCAGAGUCCUGAGGCCGUGAGUGCAGUGGGGAAAUUGAGUUACAAUCAACUAGUGGAGAAGAUCAUCUCUUGCAAGCAUUCCAGCGACAGCAACAUGGUGACAGAAGGCCUGAUAGCGGAGCAGUUCCUGGAGACCACCGCGGCCCAGCUGACCUACCACGGCCUGUGUGAGUUGACGACAGCGGCCAAGGAAGGAGAACUGGGCGUCUUUUUCCGAAACAAUCACUUUAGCACCAUGAUUAAGCACAAGAGCCACCUGUACCUGCUGGUCACCGACCAGGGCUUCCUGCAGGAGGAGCAGGUGGUGUGGGAGAGUCUGCACAACGUGGACGGAGACAGCUGCUUCUGCGACUCCGAGUUCCACCUCAGCCACUCCCUGGGCCAGGAGCCUGCAGCCAAAGGGGAGCACGGAUCCCCGGAAAAGCAGCGGCAGGUGGACCAGGACUCCCUGAUCGCCCUGUCCCUGCAGCAGCCGCAGCCGGGCGCAGCAGGCCUCAGUGACCUGGAGCUAGCACAGCAGCUUCAGCAGGAGGAGUACCAGCAACAGGCGACACCCCCCUCUGCCUCCCCAGGCCCCUCCGUGCAGGUUCGAGGAGCCGCAGCAUCUGGACGCCCGUCCAGGGAGCGUCGACAGAGGCCGAAGCAGGAGUCAGACUGUGUCCUCUUGUAGUCCUGUCCCUCCCAGACUCCAAGACAAAGGCAAAUCUACCUGCACCGUAGCUCUAACUCUGAGCCCU
This is a messenger RNA of Suncus etruscus (white-toothed pygmy shrew), 2068 nucleotides long. It is a transcript of the gene MINDY1, whose product is annotated as MINDY lysine 48 deubiquitinase 1. Bases 592 to 2001 code for a protein of 469 amino acids. Gene Ontology annotation, cellular component: cytosol; cell periphery. Gene Ontology annotation, biological process: protein K48-linked deubiquitination. Gene Ontology annotation, molecular function: cysteine-type deubiquitinase activity; cysteine-type carboxypeptidase activity; K48-linked deubiquitinase activity. The record is from RefSeq and is a predicted model, not a curated record. The transcript is spliced from 10 exons. Lineage: Eukaryota; Metazoa; Chordata; Mammalia; Eulipotyphla; Soricidae.